AAAUAAUUCAAUUAUAGUUUAACAAUGAUUUAACAAUAAUUAAUAAUUAAGCUGUAAUGAAAUGGUAAUUAAUGACCCAUGUUUUAGUUUCCGAUUUCAACAAUGAUAUAAAUCAUGAUUAGACUCUUCUACUUACUACACUUCUACACCUAAAGCUGUAGCUGGAUAUAUAAAUGUCAUGAACCUACAAAGGAUGUACUUGCAGAAACCUAUUGGGACUGCUGGGGUCCUUCUGAGGACAGAGAGGGAAUUUCAGUGACAAGCUCACCAAGUUGGUGAGGGCUUUAAUUUAAAACUCCUGUGGGAGGGGAACUUUAAACCUUUCAGUUUGAAGCCAGGGCUAGCAAGAGUGGCCCAGAACAUGGGGAUGAGUCACAGAUCAGCAGGAGAGCACCUGAAUGGCAGGACAAAGGCAUUCCAGCCACUCCAGCCACUCCUUUGCCUUCAUCAGAGUUCAAUUUACCUGCCUCUGUGCAAAGGCAUGGGAGAUAAAAACGGUGAGCUGGACUCACAGGCAGACCUGCAGGGCUGCCAGCUCCUUGGCAUCAUGGCAAUGUGCUGGAGUGGCUCCUGCAUUCCACUGCACUGGUGGAAUGGAAGGAUACACAGUCUUUAGCAAGGGCAGGUGGAGGAGUUGAGGAGGGGUCACCCCUUAUGUCAGUGACCAGCUGGAGUGAGUGGAGCUCUGCCCAGGGAUGGAUGAGGAGCUGUCCAACAGAUGAUGAAUCAGGAUUAAGGGAGGACAGGGACAGGUGACUUUACUGUGAAGGUUUGCUACAGGCCACCACACCAGGAUUGAUUAGUUCCUCUAUAGACACAUUGACUCUUGUGAUCACAAGCCCUGGUUCUCUUUGGGCAUCUCAACCCUCUGUCACCUCAACCAAAAUCACAGACAGCUCUCCAAAGUCAUUGCCUUAAGUCUCUGUGUUUAGCUAUUACCUUGCAGAACUCUUCUUAGGCUGCUCUCAUCUGCCACUUCAUCUGAUCUGAUUGCUGGGUAGCAACAGAGGGAGUAUUGCUUUCCCAUGGGAUUGCCCUGCAGAGAGGCAGCCAGGGCAAAUGGGCUCCAUUCAGGUUUAUGUGACAGAGGAAAAUUAAUAUACAUGAGAAACAAGACAGAGGGGAAAUAAGUGUAAGUAAUUUAUAUUGAGUUCACAGCAUCUUUCACUGGUGGCUUAGUUUAUCCUCUUAAUUCAAACAAAAUGGGCAAAAUGUCACUCACCUGCCACAGCUAUGUCCCUCCUUUCUUAUAUCAGUAGCUUUCAAACUGUGCAUCAUGGAUUUCAAGGGAUUUAUGAACAUCCUGUAAAAGUUAACUACAGUCUGAUGAGAAUAGCAAGCCAGCCUAUGAUGAAAUUUACAUUCAAGUUUUAACUCUGCAGUUUCUGGUGUUACCUAAUUGGUCACGAUUACACCCUGCAUAUUUGUGCAUUUUUACUAUUCCAAUAGUGCUUAAAUUCCAUUUCCUUGGACCAAAGAGGUCUGUACAUUCACUGACAGGCCAUGAGGAAUGGCAGAUCAAAACAGACAGCAGCGCCUUUAAUUUCUAUCUCAUGCACCACAUUACUUUUCCUAAGAGCCAAGUCCAUUGCCCCUCUCUAGCCACUUCUCUUACACUUCAAGCUGUCAUUAAUCCGUUAACUGUAACAGUACACAGACCAUAAGAAACAAAGGUUCUAAGUUCUAAGGGAGCUGAGAGCUUAUGUGCAGCAGCCCUGAUCUUUGCCUGGCUUAUCUGAUGAUAAGAUGACAGAUGCCACUCAUCAUUUAUGAACAACAAAAGAACAAUUCCUUUCAGCAGUGGUUGAGGAGGUGAGAGAUAUAUUUGGUACCUGCCAGUAAAAUGCAGUCAAAUAACAACUACUGGUCUCCUACCAUUAAGGUUCCUCUGAAUGUUUUUAGCAGCACAGCUCUUGCUGGGAUGGUUUGUAUUUUUUAGGGAUCCCAACUCCCAGUUUGGCAUGUAAGUGCAACAAUCAGAUCUGUGGAUGCUUGGCUUCUGCUGUUGUCUAGGGGGGCCUGACACAUUGCAGAAAUAUUAUCUGGUACCUGACCUACUAAAAGCUGUCAGAAACAAGAGGAAUUGCAGAUAAGAAAAGCUGGCCAUCUGGCCCAGUAAUAGGGAUCAGCUCAUGGCAGAGACCUCAGGUUUUGGAAUUUGAGGAUAUAUGUACAUCCCCUGUCAGCAUGCCUGUAUGUUACAGGAGAUCUCUAUGGCUCCUUGGGAAGCUUACAUUGGCUUCCUCAGAUUCAAGCAGGAUGUUCGUCACAGCACCACAAAGGCCCUCUCCUGCCAGAGAGGAUUCAUCAGCAGAGGAGCUGGUCCUGGGCUGGCAACUUUUCUGCAUGGUGUUAGGCUGGAGUGUAGAAAAGCUUUUCACACAAAGGUUUCAUCUUGAGUGCUGCUAUAGGAUCAAAAGUGUAAAGGACCACUUGUGUGAGCACCAUUACUCCCACCACUGCUGUGGCCCAUUUGGGACUGUGACAGCCCAUGACAUUUCCAUGACAUUUUCCAAGAGCCUACCUUUGCUUCCCUCUUUCAUCCUUUUGUAGAAAGAUGACUCUAUGGCUCUCACCAAAUGACUUCAUCCAGCUGAUUUUAUGUUCAAAAAUAAAUGGUUUUUCCCACUGACACUGAGAAGAUGUGUAGAUAGGCCAAAAGGAGUAAUUUAAUAUUGUUAUUGUACAGGAAUAGUUGUGUCUUUGUCUCAUGGUGCAGGCAGUAGAAGGCAGACGGUCUCUCUUACAUCAGCUAUCCAGGAACCUAAAAAUUUGCAGCUUUGAAACAUAUAGAAAACUUUGUUCCAGGAAGACCUCUCUGUGGAGAAGUUUGGAGCAGACAGAAAAUUCAGCUUUCUCUUUUAAAGCACAAGCACAGCAGACAGUUCUCUGCAACCCAAAGAGUACAUUACUUAUUUUUCUUCUCUCCUUGGUGUACAAAGAGGUGAAUUUUCCUGAACAGUUUAAUUCAGCCAAGUAAUUAGGGGACUAAUGAAAAUACUCUAUAGAUUUGGAAUUAGGUGUUUCUUGAAGGAAUCUUCAUCUUGAGAAUCUAAGAAAAGAAACAAGCCAAACUACAGCCUUAUAUCACCACAGCUGCUAGUUGUGUUUAAGCAAUGGCUCAGUUCUACACAGAAUAUGUGUAAAUGUGGCCGCUGUUGGAAGUAUUUCUAUGAUUGCAAAGUAGUUAUUACUCAGGUUUAAUAAAAUGGGAGUUUUUAAGGCACUAUAAAAUCCAAAUCGGAUUCUUCCUUUUCUUUUUAGACUUAUUUUUUUUCUGUCUGAAAUGCCACUUGCAUGAAAAACAAACAAGGCAUUUUUCCACCUAGAAAGGGAAAAAAAUGAAAAUUACAGUACAAAAAGCUCCUGAAAGGAGUGUCUCCUCUGAAGUCAGAAUCAUCCUAAUGGGUGGAAAACAGCUUGAGCAGAAACUCUGGAUUUAAAUCCUGCAGAUAAGAGCAAGCUUCACCUCUGCAGAAGUAAGAAUUUAUUAAUCUAUAUUUUGAACUCUCCGGUUCCCAGUGUUGUGGAUGCCAGCCUGGUCAGGGAGAGAGAAAUGGCAAUUGUUUCUCACUAUGGCUUGUGAGAAUUUUAGAGAGUUGCAGGAAUGUGAUAACUUGUUAGUCUAAACAAUCUGCAGGUGGUGUUUUUCCACCUUGCUUUUCUGUUCCUCUCAAGGAUGGUGCAUGAGAAAGAUGUUUUUAUUAACUAACCAAUCAAAUAGAAUGUAUCAUAUCAGUCUAUUUAGGCUGAAGUUUCAUUUCCAUUAAAGCCUUCUUCCUUUUUACGCUGUGUCUCGUCUGUUCUUGUGUCAUUCUUGGUGCAUGGGUGACACAGUGUUACAGACAAAAGGUGUGAAGGAGGUCAGCCUCUCCCCUCUCUCCUAGAUUCUUCAGCUUGUUUUUCACAUUAACUGCAGUAUCUGACCUGUUUUAAUAAACUCCUGACCAUUAGCCUCUGUGGUUAUUUCACUGCCCAGUGAAAACACCGUUUUCCUCAGCAGAUAGAGUGACAAACAGAGUGCGGCUGUACAUGUGAAUGUGAACAGCUCAGGCAGCAGAGAAAGAUGUGAAGAGUAGCAGUAGAGACUGUGUGUGAUCACUGUUUUCUCAAGGCUCCCUGACUUGCAGAGCCAUAAUAAGCUCUAAAAUCUUGAAUUCUGUUACUGGUGCAGUGAAGGCACAGUUAAAUCAUAACGCUUGGAAUUACAACACAGUGACCUGCAUGGGUGGUGUCCAGUCCUGUGUGCAUUUCCAGGGGAAGCUGGAAAAGGAAGUACUUUCAGAGAGGUUGGUGCUCACCUGCACCACCUCAUUGACCCUGCCUUGAGCUGGGAGCUGGGACACCAGCAGGUGGAGUCCCCACACCACUUUGCCAGCACUGUUGGGUUUCGGACUCAGUGUGAGUCCAGCUGCAGGGACCUGGGACAUAAUCCUUGAACAACAGGUUCAAGGGUUGCAGGAACAACAAGUUCAAGGGUUGCAGAAGAGCAAAAGGUCAAGUGAGAACUUUUUUGAUUCAUCUCAUGCAGUCCCCCCAGCUCUUCUGGCCUCUAGGGAGGACAGGCCAAGCAUUUUUCCUCUUCAGUAGAAGAUGGCAUGAGGGAAGGAGGUCUCUUCCUUGGUGAAAGUUAUCAUCAUAGAAUCAUAGGAUGGUUUGGGUUGGAAGGGACCCUACAGAACAGUUACUUCCAACCUCCCUGCCAGAUUCCACUCACUAAAUCAGGUUGCUCCAAGAAUUAUUAAUGAAGAAAUGCUCAAAGAAUUAUUACUAGUGCUUCAGUAUGGAUCAAAGAUCUCAUUGCCAGCUCAUAGGUUUUGUAGCUCAGAGCUUCAGCAUAGCUGGAAGAUGGAAAGUAAACUUUAUUCCCUGAGAACUAAACUACCUUCUAGUUUUCUUUCAUCUCUUUUUCCCACUGUGAUCUUCACUUUCAAGUUUGGAGGCUUGCUCAGAGACAGUGCCUACAAUGAUGCUUGUAUCAAGAGAAUGCUUGACAGUGUGAGCUGUAGAAUAUGAUUCUGAUGUUUGUGUUCUCUUAAUGCUUGUGACAAGUUAGCUGGAAGGCACAGGAUUCUGGAUGAAUACAUGCAUUUAAAUGCCAGAUCUUUGCAGACCUGAUGGAUUUCAGGUCUUCACAUCCUGAAUCCUCAGGCCUUGGAUCUAGCAGCUAAAGUACAGCCAUCACCUUUAAGGCCUUUACAAGGUUCACUGAUGCAAUUCAAUGCAGCAUUUGUACAAUAGGAUUAUGUAACAAGACAGGAAAACUACCUAUAUGGGAAGAAGCUGCAGAUUCUCAUGCAUCAGCAUGUAAAUGUGUUUUCAAUUUAAUUACUCUGUAUCUUGUCUUGAGCCCUAAGAGUGCAUAAACACUGAUGCCACAGUCUAGCUAAGGAUGGUUUGAGAUUUUACAGCAUAAACUGCCUGUUCUCUAACAAAUAUUUGGAAUAACUCUUGUAUAUUUUGUAUUAAUCUUGUUAAAAGGCCUUUCAUAGAUGGUUGUCACAUUCCUAUAUGGCAAGAGGAAAAAGUUCUCCAAAUGGUAAAAAAAAGAAAAUCUGUGACCUCUGUAAAGAAGGCAGUUCUGAAGUACCCCCAAAGCCAGACCUUGCUCCAUGUCCUCCAAGUUUUUUCUUAUAUAAGAUCAAUUUUUCUGAGACAGAGGAGAAAAGCCAUUAUUUCUUUCCAUCUACCCAACUUUGCUUAGGCUGCUUCAGAUAGCAGUGCAGAAAGGGACAAAGAAUUAAAUUUUGGAACCACCACAUGAGGAUCAGAACUUGUUGAAGGCAGAAUGGUAAAAAUUGGAGAAACUCUGCACUGAACACCCAGUGCACAUUCAGUCAUCGCAGUGAGGGGAGCAUAAGUACCUAAGUUCUUAGGGAGAGGGAACAGGAAAUUAAAGGGAGAAUGAAACAGCAGGUUAAAAGUGAGAUUACUAACACAAGAGAAUUCAUCUGAACAACCUAAGUGCCCUGAUUUUGAGUAAACUUUUGUCAGCCAGGCUGUGAGGUGUUCAGGGCAGCCAGAGUAGCAUAUAUGGCAAAAUCUAACUGCUGUGAAGGUGAAUAUUUGCUCAAAGUGAAUGUAUAUACAAAAGAAUUACAUAUUUAUAUGAAUACUUCAGUUUAAAAUUCAAGGCAUAUACUUCUAAAUUGUGUACUUUUAAAUAAGAAGUAAGAGUCAAUGACUACAAUAUUAAUGUUGCUGUGCCCAUGUAUUUCACAGGGUCUAGUAAGGAGGAGACACACACAUUACCCGUAGUAUAUACAAGCCCUCAGUGAAGUAAAUUGGUGCCUGUGUUAAACGGCUUCACACUCUGGGGAGGAGAGUGAAAAAAAACACAUUUGGAAGUGUGUGAGCAGCAGGAGGGAAGCAUGUGUGCCCCAAAGAGGCUUGGACAACCUGUGCAGGUUUGGCAGCAAUGGCCCCAGUGGUAUUCUGCAGUCCAGGGAGAAGGAUGCGUUGGAAGUGAAGGAUUGAGGGCAUGAGCAAUGCAGGAGUGCCCUCUUUCUACAGCAGUUAUGUUACAACGAGCCUGGCAGCUCUGUGGGAAGUGGUGCCGUUGGUCCAGCCCUUUCAUCCAUCUCCUCACUCUGACUGUGGUGACUUUUGGUGUGCUGGCACCUUUGAUCUGCCACCGGUUCCUCCACUCUUACUUCUACCUGCGGCGCUGGCACCUGAAUCCCAUGAGCCGGGAGUUCCUGGAGCGGAACCAGCAGGAGGGCCAGGAUGCCCUCCAUUACUUUGAGAAGAUGCAGAUGCCAAAUGCCUCCGAGGUCUCUGGCAGUGACACCUUCCAGCCUUUGCUGCUGAUCACCAUUAUCACUGUGCAGAGGCGGAAUGAUUUCCACUACGUCUUGCAAGUGGCCUCCCACUUCCACCGCCUCCUCCAGAAAUGUGGGGCGCGUUGCCAGAGCCACCGAAUGCUCCUCUGUAAUGUGGAGUCAGACCCCAGCAGCCAUCAGGAUGUCAGGCUGCUGAGCAGACUCUUUCCUAUGGUCAGUCAUGACAGAACUGGAAAGAAUCCUGACCCCAGCCUGAACCAAUUUGAGAAGGAGAAGCAGGACUACGUCUUCUGCCUGGAGCAGUCACUGUUAGUGUACAACCCAGAGUACGUCCUCCUUGUGGAAGAUGAUGCUGUGCCAGAGGAGGAGAUAUUUUCUGUCUUGCAGCACCUCUUCUCGGCCCGGUUCUCCAAGCCCUACCUCAGAGAUGCUCUCUACUUCAAGCUGUACCAUCCCGAGAGGCUCCAGCGCUACUUCAACCCUGAGCCCAUGAGGAUCCUGGAGUGGCUGGGCCUGGGCAUGUUUCUGGGGCCAGUGUUGAGCUGUGUGUACUGCUGGGCUGCGGGGCGGGCGGGCCCCAGCUGGUGCCUGGUGGCGUUCUUCGCCCUGUACAGCAUGGCCCUGUCAGAGUUGGUGGGGCGGCACUACGGGCUGGAGCUGCGCCGCCUGCACCCGGCGCUCUACAACGUGGUGCCAGCCAGUGAGUGCUGCACGCCUGCCAUGCUCUUCCCCGCUGCCUCUGCCCACCGGGCCUUGGGAUACCUGCGGGGGCUGCGCUGCCGCCGGGGCUUCGCCAAGGACACGGCCCUCUACUCGCUGCUGCAGGGCAAGGGCGAGAAUGCCUUCGUGGUGGAGCCCAACCUGGUGCGGCACGUGGGGAUGUACUCCAGCCUCCGACUGAACAGCGACCCAAAACUGCUGUGAGCUGCUCCUGCCUUGUCGCACAAACAACGCCCAGGGCACUUGCCAUGGGGAAGAGGGACAGUGUGCAAACUCGGAUUCUGUGCUGCUUGCACCGGGCAUCCUGUGCCUCCACGCGGGCAAAGAAUAACUCUCUCUAAAAGUACAAGUUUUCUUAAAAAAUCAGCUUUUGUUCAUGGAGACCCUAUUUAAUACGAACUUGGAACUAAUCAGCAUACACCACCUGGGAGGGGAGUGGAGGAUUCCAGCUCACUCUCCUUAGCCAUUUGCCAAAGAAAUGCUCUCACACCAA
Molecule: messenger RNA, 7995 nt
Organism: Taeniopygia guttata (zebra finch)
Lineage: Eukaryota; Metazoa; Chordata; Aves; Passeriformes; Estrildidae
Source: RefSeq, a predicted model, not a curated record